This is a messenger RNA of Lycium barbarum (goji berry), 513 nucleotides long. Its product is annotated as RING-H2 finger protein ATL70-like. The transcript has a single exon. Lineage: Eukaryota; Viridiplantae; Streptophyta; Magnoliopsida; Solanales; Solanaceae. Bases 1 to 513 code for a protein of 170 amino acids. The record is from RefSeq and is a predicted model, not a curated record.
AUGAAUAACACCACCACCUCCGAUCCAAAUUCCGGCACCGGCUGGUUCCUCGGAUCGGAACAAGCCGGAGGAUUUGACUACGCCGUUGGUGUUUCAGGUGGAAUUGUCCUCUUCUUUGCAACUAUCACAAUGAUUUCAUAUUUUUGUACUAGAAAUCAAACACCAACAAUAAAUCGCGACGAACAACAUUGUGUGGUGGAAAUGGGGAUUGAUGAGGCAACACUUUUGAGUUAUCCUAUGUUGUUAUAUUCAGAAGCUAAGGUCAAUUAUAAGGACUCAACAGCUAGUACUUGUUUUUCCAUAUGUUUAGCAGAUUACAAGGACAAUGACAUGCUUAGGUUGUUGCAAGAUUGUGGACAUUUGUUUCACUUGAAAUGUGUGGAUCCUUGGCUUAUGUUGAAUCCAAGUUGUCCAAUUUGUAGAACUUCACCAUUGCCAACACCAUUAUCCUCUCCUUUGGCUGAGGUUGUUCCUUUGGCUUCUAGACCUUCAGGAUUGAUGUUGCAUGCUUAG